AUGAAGCCAAAUGAAAGCAUUGUAACAGAAUUCAUCCUUGCAGGAUUCAUGGUCCACCCUGACCUCCAAGUCCCACUCUUCCUCUUCUUCCUUAUAAUCUAUGUAGCCACAAUAAUAGGCAACCUUGGGAUAAUCAUAGUGACCAGUGUGGAUACCCAGCUCCAGACACCAAUGUACUUUUUCCUAAGAAACCUCUCCAUUAUUGAUAUUGGUUAUUCAACUGCCAUUGCCCCCAAGAUGCUGACAACAUUUUUGGCAGAAAAGACAACCAUUUCCUUCAAGGGAUGCACAGUGCAAUUUUUCAUCUUUGCCGUCUUCAUAACCACAGAAGGUUGCCUUCUUGCUGUGAUGGCGUACGAUCGCUUCACAGCCAUCUGCAACCCACUGCUCUAUUUUGCUAUUAUGUCAAGGAAGCAUUGUACCAUAUUGGUGGUGGUUGCAUAUGCUUGUGGACUUACAAGUUCAAUUCUCCAGACUUCUUUUAUUUUUACUUUGUCCUUCUGCAGUUCAAAUAUCAUUAAUCAUUUUUUCUGUGAUGUUCCCCCAAUACUUAAGUUAUCCUGUUCAGACACCCAUGUCACUCACACUGUGCAUUUCAUUUUAUCCACUAUAAUUGGGCUGACAACUUUUCUCAUUGUCUUGGUCUCUUACAUCGCUAUUCUUUUUGCCAUCCUGAGGAUCAGCUCUGCUCAGGGCAGAUACAAAGCCUUCUCCACUUGUGCUUCCCACUUGACCACUGUCACUAUCUUCUUUGGAACCAUUAUCUUCAUGUAUAUACGGCCUGGUUCUACUUUCUCAAUAGAUCAGGAUAAAAUAGUUUCUGUGUUCUAUAGUCUUAUGAUCUCCUUCCUUAACCCACUUAUCUAUAGCCUGAGGAACAAAGAUGUGAAAGAUGCUUUUGGUAGGACCAUAGAGAAGGCAACAUUCUUCAAGUAA
Molecule: messenger RNA, 936 nt
Organism: Podarcis muralis (Common wall lizard)
Lineage: Eukaryota; Metazoa; Chordata; Lepidosauria; Squamata; Lacertidae
Product: olfactory receptor 5AR1-like
Biological process (GO): G protein-coupled receptor signaling pathway
Cellular component (GO): membrane
Molecular function (GO): olfactory receptor activity; G protein-coupled receptor activity
Source: RefSeq, a predicted model, not a curated record